ACACUCUGCUACCCCUUUUCUCUUGAUUGGUUUGCUCUCUCCGUUGCUCGAUACUCCUGCACAUUCCAGAAGGCUGAUUUAGUUGCUUUCGCUUCACCGCUAGAGGUCUGUUGGUGUCUAGUCACUCUUUGAUCCAUAUUUUCUGCACACAUUGCUGGCCAUUCAAAAAUCGCACGCCAUUUUGCUGGCAAAUUCUGCAGUGCCAUUGCGCAGAUCGGAGUUGAGUGAAGGCCAAGGGCUAGCCCAAUGAAAGAUUAGCCCGGCAGCUCCUACCUCGGUAAAAGGCUCUGCGAGUAUGCACUUGAUUCAAGCCGAAAGCUCGAUGUCGGACGUGUAUGCCGAUCAAGACUACAUCAAUGCGACAAAAGGGCUGAUGAUGUAUGAGGGCCAUCAUCGUUGGAGUGUCGAAACUCUCUUCUCGUGGGACAGCGAUGCGAGGAAGGAGCAGAUCGAUUCGAACUCGCCAGCAGAAACUCUUUCCAGCAAGCUGAUGAAACAAAGACUCGGGAAUUUGAGCCAACAGUUUGCUAAGAGGGAUGCGAACCAGGACCAGAAGUCAUGGGCCAGCGUUUUCUUUCGGGAGAGGCUUGUGAAAUCUUUUAGGAGCAGACUGUUACCAACCCAAGAGGCACCCAUUCUUUCUUUGAAGCAGGGCCCAUGGGAGAUCCUCGGAGCUCCGCAAGAGGACAAGUUGUCUUCGAUGCAACAAGUCCAUCCCGUCUUCUCUCUGAAGAGAUCUCAACCGUUUGACACGAGCAAGGGUGUUGUUUGCCUUCGAAAGAACGGAAUAGACUUCACUUACUCCAUAGAAACGGGUCGGGACAGCUCGCGACAGAAAGCCCCUCUGAAUUGCCGUGAUGUGAGUGUUGGCAACUCUUCAGGGGAUGAGACUCUGCUUAAGGACUCUGCGCGCCAUCCGUUUGGGGGAAGGAAAGGGGCCAGGGCACGGAUGUUUGUGGGGAUUCUCGAGUCAUUAUUCCGCCUGAGAAUGCGGGGGGGUUUCUAGUUGUUGUUUCGUUCUCAGUGCAUGUGGCGUUGUAUUUUAUGGAAGUAAAGGCAUGAUAAUAGUG
Molecule: messenger RNA, 1070 nt
Organism: Guillardia theta CCMP2712
Lineage: Eukaryota; Cryptophyceae; Pyrenomonadales; Geminigeraceae
Exons: 1
Coding region: 296-1006 (236 amino acids)
Source: RefSeq, a predicted model, not a curated record